Capsella rubella is the source of this 1621-nucleotide messenger RNA. Its product is annotated as rhodanese-like domain-containing protein 7. The record is from RefSeq and is a predicted model, not a curated record. The transcript is spliced from 5 exons. NCBI's taxonomy places the organism in Eukaryota, Viridiplantae, Streptophyta, Magnoliopsida, Brassicales, Brassicaceae. The coding region runs from base 66 to 1481 and encodes 471 amino acids.
CCACAUUUUGGUUAACUCCGGUUUAGUUGAAUUCCAAGAGUCCUGGCUUUGAAUUGGGGAACCCAAUGCUACGGUACUGCCACUGGAGAUUUCCACCGUCCCUCGCCGCCGCUAGAAUGCUCUCAGCACCACCACCGCCUCACACACACUCUACCUUCUCAAGUGGCGGCGUUGAUUCGAGCUCAGUCGGUAGAAACUCCAAAACCGAGUUACUAUACCCUCAAUCCCAAUCCCAAAAUCUCUCUUCUUCUUCUUUCAAAUCCACGGUAGCUUGUUCAAGCGCUGGAACUAUCCGGAGAAGCAUGGCUACGAAUACUCAGUGCUUUUCGAGUAGACCAGAAUCUAACGAGUCGGAUUUAGGCUCGCUCGUUGUGGUUUCGUUCUACAAAUUCGCUAAUUUUCCUGACCAUGCUGAUUUCAGGAAGCCAUUGAAGGAUCUCUGCGAAGAAUUGCGUGUUUCAGGUGGAAUCAUUCUUGCACCAGAAGGGAUCAAUGGAAGUAUCUGUGGGAUUCGUGAAUCAGUAGAGAAAGUAUUAGCAUUUAUACAGACAGAUGUCAGAUUGAAUGGUUUGAGGCAAAUUGAGACACCUGUGAGUCCUGAACAAGAAGCUAUUCACCAUGGACAUAGCAGUAGCUCUCCUCUUGCAGCUGGCGAAGAUGCUCCGUUUAGAUGGGAUCAUGUUAGGGUCAAACUCAAGAAAGAGAUUGUUACGCUCGGAAUGCCCAGUGUGUCGCCAAUUGAAAAAGUUGGAACUUAUGUGAGCCCCGAAGAAUGGAAUGAACUGAUCAGUGAUCCAGAAACCGUAGUGAUCGAUGUGCGUAAUACCUAUGAGACUAGAAUUGGGAAGUUUAAAGGUGCUGUAGAUCCGUGUACCACAGCUUUCAGAAACUUCCCGUCUUGGGUGGAGAAUCAAUUUGCGUUGAAGAAAGAAGGCAAUGAGAUACAAGAAAAUGUGGAGAAAAAGAAUAUUUCUGAGACCACUGAUAAAGAAGACAAAACUGAAAAACCGAAGACGCUGCCACGGAUUGCUAUGUACUGCACAGGAGGAAUCAGAUGUGAGAAAGCUUCAAGCCUCCUUCUUAGCCAAGGUUUCGAAGAGGUGUAUCACCUGAAAGGUGGGAUAUUAAAGUACCUAGAAGAAGUCCCAAAAACAGAGAGUAUGUGGGAAGGCGAAUGCUUUGUGUUCGAUAAGCGUGUAUCUGUUGAACAUGGUCUAGCUCAAGGAACACAUAAACUCUGCUAUGGAUGCAAGCAGCCUAUAAGUGAUGAAGACAUGGAAGCUCCAGAAUACGAGUAUGGAGUUUCUUGUCCUUACUGUUACUCCAAGAAAUCCGAAGAGGAGAAAGAAAGAGCAAGAGCAAGGCAGACACAAUUUGAUGAAUGGGGGGUAAUUGGUGGUCCUGACAAGGGUCGUCGACCUGCCACUAAACCAGAUAGUCCAAGGAAGAAGAUUAAUGCAAAGCUUGGUUCUUCGAUAUAGAAUGAUGUUCUGAUUGUUUGGAUAUUUGAUAGUUGCUUUGUUCUUCCUCUUGAAACCAAAUAUAUUGCAUUGUUGCAUUCGGGAGUUUAAACGCUAAUCAACAACAAAGGAAAUAAUCUUGAAUCUCUUUUGGAGUUUUA